AUGAAGAGAGGAGCACUGCUGGUCAUCGAGGGACUGGAUAGAGCGGGCAAGACAACGCAGGUAGAAAGAUUGGUGCAGGAGCUGGACGCCAGACUGGUCAAGUUCCCCGAUCGCACCACGCCCAUCGGUCGCAUGCUCGAUUCGUACCUGCAGCAAAAGUCGGAGCUCGAUGAUCGAGCCGUGCAUCUGCUGUUCAGUGCCAAUCGCUGGGAACUGGCACCGAGCAUCAAGGCCGACCUCGAGGCGGGACAGACUGUCGUGUGCGAUCGCUAUGCAUUCUCUGGCAUCGCGUACAGCGUCGCCAAGGGUCUGCCAUUCGACUGGUGUCUCUCCUCCGACGCCUCACUGCCGGCGCCCGACUUGACGCUCUUCCUCACGCUUUCUCCCUCCGUCGCGGCCCAGCGCGGCGGCUACGGCGACGAGCGCUACGAGGAGCCGGGCAUGCAGACGCGCGUGCGUGCGGCAUUCGAGGAGAUCGAGGCCAGAGUGAGGGAUUGGCGCUCCAUCGAUGCCGAACGCACCGAAGAGGAGGUGUGGAGAGACGUGAGCGAGGCGGCCGAGGCGGCCGUGAGACAUGCCCAUGGACCCGUGCGCCCACUGUUCUCGUGA
Tilletiopsis washingtonensis is the source of this 609-nucleotide messenger RNA. Its product is annotated as thymidylate kinase. The transcript has 4 exons. The record is from RefSeq and is a predicted model, not a curated record. NCBI's taxonomy places the organism in Eukaryota, Fungi, Basidiomycota, Exobasidiomycetes, Entylomatales. Gene Ontology annotation, molecular function: dTMP kinase activity; ATP binding. Gene Ontology annotation, cellular component: cytosol; cytoplasm; nucleus. Gene Ontology annotation, biological process: dUDP biosynthetic process; dTDP biosynthetic process; dTTP biosynthetic process. The coding region runs from base 1 to 609 and encodes 202 amino acids.